UGACAAGGAUGGCUCGAGUUGUGACGUGGAAGAGAGAAUCCUAUCUGGCAAUAUGAAAUGGACAGGGGCCUUUAUGUCAUAGCCCAGAACACAAAAACGAUGGCGUUUUGAGGGUUCCAUGCGUCCUUUUUAGACGAGUCUGGUCGUCAAUGUUCCCUGUUUUGUGUAUGGAACUUAUACCACCAUGAGCAACAGCAGAGAUCGUGGGAUUGGAGGAGAUGCAUCGGACGAUGAGGGUAGGAGCAUUUAUGUGAGCUCCGUUGGUAGUGCUGGAGCCAGGAUGAAGAAAAGAUUCGUUGCCCCGAAAUGCAAUUGUGGGAUUCAUGCAAUUCUAUUCAUGUCAUCAACAAAGUCGAACCCUAAGAGGUUAUUCUUUGGAUGCCCAAAUUUUAAGAUUGCACAAGGUGGUUGCAAAUAUUUUCAAUGGUUGGAUGAAUAUGUUUCACUAUUUGAAGAGGAGCAAAUAAAUAAUGGCAGUCCUUAUGCUCGGAAUCGAAAGCCAAAAAAUUUUUUGGAUACUGAUUUUUGGAUGGAGGAGAAAGUGACAAGGUUAGAGGAUAGAGUUUCUGGGAUAGAGUUGCAGAUGAAAAAUUCUAGCCAGGAUAAGUGUAAUAGGUGGUUUAGUUAUCCAUUGAUAGUUAUUGUAUUUGUCUUUGGAGUUGUAUGUGCAAAUUAUCUCGUUUAGAGUGGAUAGUGGAUAGUUAGUGUAUCUUGUUUGUUUUGUGUUGGAAGUUGCUGUUGCUGAAUUAGAUGUAUUGUAUCAGUUAACAGUGUAAAUCUGAGUUUAUUAAAUGAAACAAGUGUGUUGGUUGUUUGGAAAAGAGACAUUAUGUAAAUGUGUUAUAAUCGAAUCCUUUCAUACCAUGAAAAGCAAUUCAGUAAUAACUAACAGUAAUAUAUAACAUUAACAACUACAAACAGCCACCAAAUGUCAACAUGUUGUUCACAAAAUAACCACAAAAGUGGGCAAUUUAUAGCCCUAUACCAACAUCAGCAACACCAAAAUAAAAAGAUUAUUGUUGACCCUUAAUUCACAUAUGCUAUGAAAACACAAAGCAAAAAACUGUUUGUGGUGGCUAUAUGUAAGCUAGUUUAUCAAAAAGUCAGCAUAUUCUUUUAACUUGAUAUAAACCUAGGACUACACUUCUAGUUCUUCCUAGGAGGCCUAAAUCCAGGAGUGGGGAUAAACUUGAAUAGUCUUGAUGCAGUUCCGGAAGCUGCUGCAGCCAUUGUCUCGGCACUAAGACCAUGUGGGUUGACUUGGUUUAGGCAUCCUUGAUCCAGUAGGAACAUUAGUAUCAUUGUUGGGUGGAAUUUCCAUGUUGGUAGGAGUGGGAGGCCUGAAGUGAGGUCCAAUAGUUGGAGGAAUUUGAUUCACCACAGAACCUUGAACAAAGGUGGAUGAGAUUGGUGGCCUCACAAUUGGUUGCUUCAUCCUUUGUGGAGGUGGGUUAUUGAAGGUGGGGGUGUCAGAUGCUCCCUGCAAACCAA
Molecule: messenger RNA, 1491 nt
Organism: Arachis ipaensis
Lineage: Eukaryota; Viridiplantae; Streptophyta; Magnoliopsida; Fabales; Fabaceae
Source: RefSeq, a predicted model, not a curated record